AUGUCAACCCCCCAAGAAUCUCCCCAACAUAUCCUCAUCCUAGGCGCGGGUGUAAUCGGCCUAACAACCUCCCUCGUCCUCUCCCACACCUAUCCAACCGCUCAAGUCACACUCGCGGCAACCCACUUCCCCGGCGACCGCUCCAUCGCCUACACGUCGCCCUGGGCCGGCGCAAAUUGGUCGUCCAUGGCCACGGACAACGGCCCGCUCGAAAAAUACGACGAGGUAACCUUCCGCCGCUUCGGCGAGCUCAUCGACGGGAAAGCCGUGUUUGGCUGCCAAGCCGUUCACGCGGGCGAAACCAAAAACGUCACGGGAGGUAAUGGGGGAAACGAAACGGGGCUGGGGCGGAUGGGCAUGUGGGUUGUGUUCGAUACGCCGAUUGAAGAGGCGGGGAUUCUGAGCGUGGGGACGGGGAAGGUGUGGUAUGAUGAGUUGGUUGGGGGGUUGAAGGAGUUGGAUGCGGGGAGGUUGCCCCAAGGUGCGGUGUUUGGGGUUGAGAUUCCGAGGACGUAUAGGAUUAAUACGCAGGUUUAUUUGCAGUGGUUACAACAUCAAGCCCUAGCCAAGGGCAUAACAUUGCUUCGCCGCCAUUAUACAUCUGUUGCUUCGUUGCUGGAAGAUGUACCAUCUACGACCCUCCUUGUCAACGCCACAGGCCUCGGUUCCUUGUCUCUGACAGACAUCCGCGAUACGAAUUUGUACCCUACGCGGGGACAGACGCUGCUGGUUGCGGAGCCCAAAGUUCCGAUUGAGAGAAUGUAUGAAUACGAGAGGCUGGGGUACCUUCGCUCCCCCCACCGCAUCGACCCAACAUGCACCUACGUCUUCCCACGCCCGCUGGGCGGCGGCGUCAUUCUAGGUGGCUCGCGAGAAGACAACAAUUGGAGUGCUGAGUGGGAUGAGGAACUCGGAAAGGACAUAUUGAAGCGGUGCUGUGAGUUGUGUCCUGAGUUAGGGAAGCCGGAGGAGGUGCAGGUUUUGGCGAGGAAUGUGGGGUUGAGACCGUCAAGAAAGGGAGGUGUGAGGAUUGAGACCGAGGUAGGCAAGUGGAAAGUACCUGUUGUGCAUUGUUAUGGGCAUGCUGGAGCAGGGUAUCAGGCUUCCUGGGGAAGUGCCGAGCGCGUGCUGGAGCUUGUGCAAAAGGUACUUGCAUCAGGUGCAAAGCUUUGA
Messenger RNA from Bipolaris oryzae ATCC 44560, 1173 nucleotides. RefSeq lists its product as uncharacterized. Gene Ontology annotation, molecular function: FAD binding; D-amino-acid oxidase activity. The transcript has 5 exons. Bases 1 to 1173 code for a protein of 390 amino acids. The record is from RefSeq and is a predicted model, not a curated record. Lineage: Eukaryota; Fungi; Ascomycota; Dothideomycetes; Pleosporales; Pleosporaceae.